Aspergillus puulaauensis is the source of this 2310-nucleotide messenger RNA. RefSeq names its product M28 family metallopeptidase. NCBI's taxonomy places the organism in Eukaryota, Fungi, Ascomycota, Eurotiomycetes, Eurotiales, Aspergillaceae. The coding region runs from base 1 to 2310 and encodes 769 amino acids. The record is from RefSeq and is a predicted model, not a curated record. The transcript is spliced from 3 exons. Gene Ontology annotation, molecular function: carboxypeptidase activity.
AUGAGGGAGAAGCCCAUCAUGUCUCCUUCAGAGACGACCCCGCUUCUCAUCGUACCGGUCGCUCCCCAGCGUUACCGGUAUCCCCAUCACAAGCUUCGCCGAGCCUGCACCUAUUCCUUAGGCUUUCUUCUCUUCGUUGCUAUUGCUCUAUUCUUAUUUCCAUCAGCUCUUCUUCCGCGCGAAGGCGGCUCGCUCUGGUCGUAUCUUCCCGGCGCGCACCCAUACCCGAGCUCCUGGCCCAGCAGUAACGGCCUCGACUACGAGGAGCUCGAGACUCUCCUUCUGGGAACCCCAUCCGCGGCCCGCGCACGGGAAUGGAGCAAGUACUACACCGCCGGACCUCAUCUUGCGGGAAAGAACCUCAGCCAGGCACUCUGGACAAAAGAGCGCUGGGAGGAAUUCGGCAUUGAGGAUACCAAGAUCGCCUCUUACGAUGUCUAUCUCAACUACCCUAUCGACCACCGGUUGGCUCUGUUGAAGGGGAACAACGUCACAUAUGAAGCCUCGCUGGAAGAGGACGUCCUGGAGGAAGAUAGCACCAGCGGUUUGCGCGACCGUAUACCCACAUUUCAUGGAUACUCUGCUAGUGGAAACGUGACAGCAGGGUUUGUCUACGUCAACUUUGGUACCUACGCUGAUUACGAGGACCUGGUGAAUGCGAAUGUUACUCUUGAGGGGAAGAUUGCGAUUGCUAAGUACGGCCGUAUCUUCCGUGGUCUGAAAGUGAAAAGGGCGCAGGAGCUUGGAAUAGUCGGCGUGGUUCUCUAUGACGACCCGCAGCAGGAUGGCGAAUUUACAGAGGAAAACGGUUACAAGCCGUAUCCCGAAGGCCCAGCAAGAAACCCCAGUGCUGUUCAGCGGGGGAGCACUCAAUUCUUGAGUUUUGCGCCGGGCGACCCUACUACUCCUGGGUAUCCCUCUAAACCGGGAUGUGACAGGCAGGAUCCCCAUAACUUCAUCCCGUCUAUCCCUUCAAUACCAGUCUCCUAUACGGACGUGCUGCCCCUUCUGAAAGCACUAAAUGGCCACGGUCCAAAGGCAUCUGACUUCAAUGAGUGGUGGCAAGGCGGAGGUCUUGGCUACAAAGGUGUUGACUACAAUAUUGGACCUUCGCCAGAUGACAUCACUGUCAACCUGUAUAAUGAGCAGGAGUACGUUACUACUCCUCUGUGGAAUGUCAUCGGUGUUAUCCCCGGCUCCCUCCCCGACGUUGUGGUUUUGGGCAACCACCGCGAUGCUUGGAUUGCUGGUGGUGCGGGUGAUCCUAAUAGUGGUUCUGCUGCGCUGAAUGAGGUCAUCCGCAGCUUCGGUGAGGCUCUCAAAGCCGGCUGGAAGCCCCUCCGCACUAUCGUCUUCGCAAGCUGGGACGGAGAGGAGUACGGGCUGCUAGGUUCUACAGAGUGGGUGGAGGAUCACCUCCCCUGGCUCUCAAAAUCCAAUGUUGCAUACCUGAAUGUCGAUGUUGCGGCAUCCGGUAGCCGGAUUUCUCCCACUGCAAGCCCACUUCUUAACAAACUAAUUUAUGAAGUCACUGGCCUGGUCCAGUCUCCGAACCAGACGGUCGAAGGACAGACAGUCCGCGAUGUUUGGGACGGAUACAUUGGAACAAUGGGCAGCGGCAGUGAUUUCACCGCAUUUCAAGACUUCGCUGGAAUUCCUAGCUAUGAUCUCGGGUUUGGCCCCAGCUCUGAGGACCCUGUCUACCAUUACCACUCCAACUACGACAGCUUCGAUUGGAUGCAGAAAUUUGGUGAUCCACAAUUCCUCUAUCACGAAGCCUGCACCAAGAUCUGGGCCUUGGCUGCUGCGAAGCUAGCGGAAACUCCCGUUUUAUUCUUCAACGCCACUGACUAUGGCUUGGGUUUGGAGGAGUAUGUAGACCGAAUUCGGUCCAGUGCAGACAACCUGCCUGGUGGCGUCUCCUUUGACUUUGGGCCGUUAUACGCUGCGAUUAGCAAGUUCCAGAAAGUUGCGAUUAAAUUCGAUGCCUAUGCGGCGGACUUGACAUCGCAACUCGAUGAAGACCUUCCUUGGUAUCUCUGGUGGAAGAAGGUCAGGCUAUUCUUCCUGAUUCACAAUGUCAACACCAAGUACAAGAAUAUCGAGCGCCAGUUCUUGUACGAGGAGGGUUUGGAUGGUCGUAGCUGGUUCAAGCACGUGGUAUUUGCCCCCGGUAUCUGGACAGGAUACGCGGGCGCGACUUAUCCAGGUCUUGUGGAAAGCCUGGAGGCUGACGAUGUAGCUAACGCUGCUAAAUGGCUGUAUAUAAUCAUUGAGCGUGUCGAUGCGGCGGCCAAACUGCUCCAGUAG